This is a messenger RNA of Drosophila ficusphila, 2977 nucleotides long. It is a transcript of the gene Esyt2, whose product is annotated as extended synaptotagmin-2. The transcript has 11 exons. The record is from RefSeq and is a predicted model, not a curated record. Gene Ontology annotation, biological process: lipid transport. Gene Ontology annotation, molecular function: lipid binding. Lineage: Eukaryota; Metazoa; Arthropoda; Insecta; Diptera; Drosophilidae. The coding region runs from base 187 to 2748 and encodes 853 amino acids.
CGCUCACUAGGAACAGUCGCUCGAAUCGCUUCGCUCAUUACAGAAAUUCGAAAAAAACACUAACCAAGUGAAGUAAUAGGAAUUUGUUACGUGCUCUCGAUGCACACACAACCCCGAAAAUCAUAAAUAACCAACACACAACAUAUAUAGUACACACACACCAAAAGUGAGACCAGAACCUAAACGAUGAGCGAUAACAAUCCAUCGGUGCCCUUGGCGGAGUUUGUUAACCCGCCCGAUCCCACGGAGACCGAACCCUUUGUGCCACUGGUGGAGGCCAAAAAAAUGAGCGAUACCCCGCCAGUGGUGGCACCUGCCACGCCCACUGGCAAUGGCACGCCCACCCAGGUGGCCAAUGGUAACUCCACGGUGGCCACGAAACCCGCCACCGAUGACAACAGCAUUUUCUCAGUGUUUUAUACGCUGGGCAAGAAGGUGGCCAUCGUGGGUUCCAUCUACCUGGUGGGUUACAUGGGCUGGUCGGUGGCCUGGCUGAUUGCCCCCGUCAUCCUGUCGGUGGCCCGCGACCAGUUGGCCAAGACCUCGGCGAAGAAGCGGGACAUUGCCAAGGCCUCGGCUCUGGCCUCCGAGAAGGACGUGAUCCUGGCCAGAAUCGACGAGCUGCCCGCCUGGGUCUACUUUCCCGAUGUGGAGCGCUGCGAGUGGCUGAAUAAGAUCCUCAAGCAAGUGUGGCCCAAUGCCAAUCACUUUGCUCGCACUUUGGUGAAGGAAACCAUCGAACCCAAUGUGGCUUUGGCUUUGGCCAACUACAAGAUGAAUGGAUUCCGCUUCGAUCGCAUAAUCCUGGGCACAAUUCCUCCCCGAAUCGGAGGAGUGAAAAUUUACGACAAGAACGUGGAUCGUAAUGAGAUUAUAAUGGACCUGGAUCUGUUCUAUGCCAGUGAUUGCGACAUCAACUUUUACUUGGGUGGAAUGAAGGGUGGCAUCAAGGACUUCCAGAUUCAUGGAUGGGUUCGGGUGGUGAUGAAGCCUCUGAUCCGAUCGAUGCCCCUGGUGGGCGGACUGCAGAUAUUCUUCCUGAACAAUCCCAAUAUCGAUUUCAAUCUGGUUGGUGUGAUUGAUUUCAUGGACAUGCCGGGUUUGAGUGAUUUGCUGAGGAGGAUUAUUGUGGAGCAGAUUGGCAAUGUGAUGGUGUUGCCUAAUAAGUUACCUAUUUCAUUGAGCGAAGAGGUUUCCGCAGUGGCUUUGAAAAUGCCUGAACCAGAGGGCAUCCUGCGCAUUCACGUGGUUGAGGCCAAGGACCUGAUGAAGAAGGACAUUAGUGUUUUGGGUAAGGGCAAGUCCGAUCCUUAUGCCAUCAUCAAUGUGGGUGCCCAGGAGUUCAAGACCCAGAUCAUUGACAACAACGUGAAUCCCAAGUGGGACUUCUGGUGUGAGGCGUGUAUUUUUACCACCAUAGGCCACUAUAUUGGGUUUUCUUUGUGGGACUAUGAUCAGACAAUGCCAGGUGUACAGAGCGAUGAUGUAUUGGGCAGAGCCAGCAUCGAUAUUGCCAGCGUGAUCAAGAAAGGCGUUGUUGAUAGUUGGCUUACUUUGGAAGAUGCCAAGCAUGGACUCCUUCAUGUUCGUUUGCAGUGGUAUAAACUCACUGCCGAUUCCAAUGAUCUGCAACAAAUCCUGUUGGAAACUCAACUGCUACGCGUUACCUCCAUGAGUUCGGCUGUUUUGAGUGUUUUCAUUGACUCCGCCAGGCAUUUGAAGCAAGCUAGAUCCAGCUCCAAGCCAGAUCCUUACCUCGUUUGCAGCGUCAACAAACAAAAACAGCAGACCGCAAUGAUAAUGCGAGAUGAUUCCCCGGUUUGGGAGCAGGGAUUCACUUUCUUGGUCGCCAAUCCCGAUAACGAGAGUCUGAACAUCAAGAUUUACGAUCAAAAGACCGGAAAUGAUAUUGGCCAAUACACCUACACACUGAGCACUUUGCUCAAACAGUUCAACAUGGAGGUCAUCCAACAGCCCUUCCAGCUGCAGAAGUCUGGUCCCGAAUCGAAGCUCUAUAUGUCGCUUUCUUUGCGGAUCCUGAAACCCGGCGAGAUCGACAAGGAGUCGGAUGCUCUGGAACAAGUGGCGGCCCUCACACGCAGCAGUUCUGUAAAGACUCCAGAGGUGGCUGCGGUGACCACACCAGCAUUUAAGGAAUCUCAGGCAUCCAGCAAGCGUUUGUCUGCCGAGUCGCCCAUCAGCGAGGAGGACCCCGCGGUGGCCACGAAAAUCUCCCCAGCCAUGUCGGCCUCCACCUCCAGCGAGAAGCCGAUCAGCGAGCUGGCUGCCUCUGUGCUGACCCACCGCUUUCCGGACACCACGUCUUCGCCCGGUGAGCACGGCCUGGGAAGGAUGCAGCUGUCGAUUAGAUACAGCGCCCAGCGCCAGAAACUGGACGUGACCAUUCACAAGAUCCAGAAGAUACCGCUUCGCGAUCCGAGCAAUAUACCCGAUCCGUAUGUGAAGCUAUACCUGCUGCCGGGUCGAAGCAAGGAGUCCAAACGCAAGACGGGCGUCAUCAAGGACAACUGCAAUCCGGUUUACGAUGCCUCCUUCGAGUACCUGAUUUCCAUAGCCGAACUCAGGCAGACGGAACUCGAGGUGACGGUGUGCACACAAAAGGGAUUCCUAUCCAGCGGCAGUCCCAUCAUUGGCAUGCUGAAAAUAGCCCUGGAUGAUCCGGAAAUCACCACACAAGCUGGCUUGAAUUCGUGGUUCGACUUGCAGCCUGAAAUAAGGCACGAGUAGGGAAACCGGAGUCGAGCGAAUGCGGAGUCUCAUUACAGCACAAUCAACUCAAGAACAACUUAACACUUUUUUACCAAUCGCACUUAAAGCCUUUUGUAUUUGUUAUGUGUAUACUUUACAUGGUUGGCCCCCUAACCAAAACCAAACAAAACUCUCUUAGUCGUGCCUCUAUAUUUAAAACUAUCAAUUUAUGUAGUCAAAUAAAACGAACUGUGUUUUCAACAAAAAA